ACUUCCCAUGAUGCUGUGUUUCCUUGAAGGAAACAGCGCGACGGCGCGUGGCAUGCGAGCGAGCCCCUCCUCUCCUUUGCCUCCGCGGGCUCCUUUCUUAUUCGCCUUCCGCCUCCUGUCUGUUUAGGUGCGGUUCCUUUGGGCUUCCGUAGCCCUGCCCCCAACCUCCGCUUGCGAGACUUCUCUCCCAGCAUCCAUUGCGCGCGCGCGUCCCCCGUUCUUCCCGCCCCCCUUCCCCUCUGCACUUUCCAUUCCACCUCAGGCCUCGGCUUAAUGGGCUCUGACCCACGCGCGCCAUUUCCCUCCUGCUGAGAGCAGGAGCAGCUCCCUCCGGGCCUUCCCCUCCCCGCACCCGCGCUGGUGUGCGCUUUUCUUUGUCCCGCCCACACCGUCCCGUCGGCUGCGGCUCCUCACGGUGGCGGCGAGGCUGACUUUCGACCAGCCCCUGUCCCCUUCCCGGUAGGCCCGGCCUUCACACACACUUCUUCGCUCGCUUUUCGCCAACGGUUUCGCGCAACUCGCGUCGGAGCCGGAAGGGCAGGCUCGCCGGAGCCGGGCCCGCCGAAGGGGAGGCGAUGUCUGGCGGGGAAUCGGCAGCCGCCGCGGCCUCCCCUCAACCGCUCCCCUUCUCCCUGCCCAAACCACCUCCCCUUAUGCAGCUCAACCCCGGCGAAGGCGUCCGCCCUGUGGUGGCCGCCGGUCCGGAACAGUCGCCGAAGAGCGCCCGCAUGGGAGGCCGACCGGAUUGGCCGCCCGGGAAGCCCGUCAGCCUCUUGGCUCCUCUCCUCCCUCCGCGAGGGGAGCCCGAACCUCUGUUGCCCUUCGGGCCGUCCUCCCGCCAGCCGCUCAGGGGGAGAAUGCUCGGCAGGUGCGGCGGGGGAGGCGGCGGGAGCCUCCUGAAUCCUUCGAUGCGACCAGGCGGUGGAGGAGGCGGCGGCGGCGGCGGCGGCGGUGGCGGCGGCAUGGGCCGAGAGUCCCUCAUGAUGGGACAUCCUGGCAUGCCUCACUACCCACCCAUGGGCAUGCAUCCUAUGGGCCAAAGGCCGCCUAAUAUGCCUCCAGUGUCUCAUGGAAUGAUGCCUCAGAUGAUGCCUCCAAUGGGAGGACCACAAAUGGGGCAGAUGUCUGGAAUGAUGCAAUCAGUGAUGCCUGGAAUGAUGGCGCCACAUAUGUCUCAUGCUCCCAUGCAGCCUCCAGGACCGCAAAUGCUAUCAAAAUGUCCAUGGAAGGAGUAUAAAUCUGAUUCUGGAAAGCCUUACUACUACAACUCCCAGACAAAAGAAUCACGUUGGGCAAAACCCAAAGAACUUGAAGACCUUGAAGCAAUGAUUAAAGCAGAAGAAAACAGUGGUAAACCAGAAGAAUCGGUUCCAACAUCUGCUGCAGCUGUUGCACCAGGAGUUCCAAAUGCUGGCACCACUGUUCCUGAAACUCCUGCAGCUGCACCAUCAGCCCCCAGCGCUCCUGCUGUUGCAUCAGCUCCUGAAGCUGAGGCGCCUUCUGUUGCUACUGUUGUGGAAAAUGAAAAUAGAGUCGCUGCUUCAACUGAUGAGCAGGUACAGCCGCCUGCUCCUGUUGUACAGGAACAAAUGGCAGAAGUUGUCACAAAUUCUGUAGAAGAAGCUCCUAAACAGGAAUCCUCAGAUGUCACCCCCAAAAAAGAAGAAGAAGAUGCUCAACCUGUUAAAAAAACCUAUACCUGGAAUACAAAAGAAGAAGCGAAGCAAGCAUUUAAAGAACUAUUGAAAGAAAAGCGUGUGCCGUCCAAUGCCUCUUGGGAACAAGCUAUGAAAAUGAUAAUUAAUGAUCCAAGAUACAGUGCUUUGGCAAAGCUAAGUGAGAAAAAACAAGCAUUUAAUGCUUACAAGGUCCAGACAGAGAAAGAAGAAAAAGAAGAAGCAAGAUUAAAAUAUAAAGAAGCAAAAGAGUCUUUUCAGCGUUUCCUUGAAAACCAUGAGAAGAUGACAUCCACAACCAGAUACAAAAAAGCUGAACAAAUGUUUGGGGAAAUGGAGGUCUGGAAUGCAAUAUCAGAGCGUGAUCGUCUUGAAAUCUAUGAAGAUGUCCUAUUCUUUCUAUCAAAAAAAGAAAAAGAACAAGCCAAGCAGUUAAGGAAGAGGAACUGGGAGGCAUUAAAAAAUAUCCUGGACAAUAUGGCUAAUGUUACAUACUGUACUACAUGGUCAGAGGCUCAGCAAUAUCUGAUGGAUAAUCCUACAUUUGCAGAGGAUGAAGAACUUCAAAAUAUGGAUAAGGAGGAUGCAUUGAUUUGUUUUGAGGAACACAUAAGGGCUCUGGAAAAGGAGGAGGAGGAAGAGAAACAGAAAGGCUUACUCAGGGAAAGACGAAGACAGCGUAAAAACAGAGAAUCUUUCCAGAUAUUUUUGGAUGAAUUGCACGAACAUGGCCAGUUGCAUUCAAUGUCAUCAUGGAUGGAGUUAUAUCCAACUAUAAGUUCUGACAUUAGGUUUACUAACAUGCUUGGUCAGCCUGGCUCAACUGCUCUUGAUCUUUUCAAGUUUUAUGUUGAAGAUCUAAAAGCACGCUACCAUGAUGAAAAAAAAAUAAUAAAAGACAUCUUAAAGGAUAAAGGAUUUGUGGUUGAAGUGAAUACAACAUUUGAAGAUUUUGUCACAGUCAUCAGUUCAACUAAAAGAGCUACGACAUUAGAUGCUGGAAAUAUCAAACUGGCUUUCAAUAGUCUGUUGGAAAAGGCAGAAGCCCGUGAACGCGAGAGAGAGAAAGAAGAAGCUCGCAAAAUGAAACGGAAAGAGUCUGCCUUUAAGAGCAUGCUAAAACAAGCCACACCUCCAAUUGAACUGGAUGCAGUAUGGGAAGAUAUUCGAGAAAGAUUUGUGAAAGAACCAGCAUUUGAAGACAUCACUCUAGAAUCAGAAAGAAAAAGAAUAUUUAAAGACUUCAUUUAUUUACUAGAGCAUGAGUGUCAGCAUCAUCAUUCAAAGAACAAGAAGCAUUCUAAAAAAUCAAAAAAGCAUCACAGAAAGCGGUCCCGCUCUCGUUCGGGUUCAGAAUCUGAGGAUGAUGACAGUCAUUCCAAAAAAAAGAGGCAGCGCUCAGACUCACGAUCAGUUUCUGAACGUUCUUCCAGUGCAGAAUCUGAAAGAAGCUACAAGAAGUCUAAGAAACACAAAAAGAAGAGCAAAAAGAGGAGGCACAAGUCUGAUUCACCAGAAUCAGAUGCAGAUCGAGAAAGAGACAAAAAAGAGAGAGAGAAUGAAAAGGAAAGAAGUAGACAAAGAUCUGAAUCUAAGCAUAAAUCACCUCCUAAAAAGAGACCUGGCAAAGAUUCUGGCGCUUGGGAUACUUCUGGUAGUGAAUUAAGUGAAGGUGAAUUAGAAAAACAAAGGAGAACCCUCUUGGAACAACUGGAUGAAGAUCAAUAAGAAAUAUUUAUACCAAAUAUGUUUACAUUACAAUUUAAUAAAAAUAUAGAUGACUAAUUUCAGGAAAUGGAUUCUGAUGUUCUGAGUUCCAUUGGCAUAACAAUGGCUUUUCAGUUCUACUGUAUAAGUAUCUCAAAUAUCAUCGUGUGCCUGGCAACAAUUGGCAGAGACUGUGAACAGUCAGAAAUCAAGCUGAAGUUCUGUUUUUUGAGAAGCCAGGCAGCCUGUAUAUACCCCUUGCACCUUGACAUUUUUCAGAGAGCACAUUAGGAUGAGCAGAAGCUCUUUAUUUUUUGAGCCCCUCCAAUGGUGGCUUGGGAAAGUGCUUGAGCCUUUCAUGUCUCUUGUGUCUAUAAAACAGCUCUUGUGAGAAAGGCCUGAACUUGUUUUCCUUGUCAAAUAAGGUCUAAGGGUGAGGGUGGGAAAGAGGUGCACAUGUUCUCUUUCGAUAGAUGCUCUAUAAUUUUCCUGCAGCUCCACAUGGUUUUUUUUUACUACUUUUUUUCCAAAAUGAGGGAAGGAGGAGAGAAGGAAAUAUUUUUCUUGAUUUAUGGUAGUCCAGAAACCUGUGUUGGGUUUUGGCGCAUUACCUUGCUGGCCAAACUUAUGUUGUUGGUGGUUUCUAUUGAAUUUUGACUUUAGGUUGAAAUGUGUAUUCACCCUGAAGUGAAUUUUUAGUGUCAAGUUUUAAAACUGUGAAAAAUAGAUGAUUGAUGGAAAUCCUAAUAGGCCCUUAAUUAUAAAGGCGCUAAGAUAUGCUGAUGUAAUAACAUAGCUACCAUUUUUAUUAGAGGAGAAAACCUGGUAUAUUAAUAAAAUAAAUUUGGCAGAGGGCAUUGCUACAGAAUAUUGCAAAAUCAGUCUGUAAAUUAAUUGCAAUAUGUUGCCUUAAGGACUUUCCGAAGAAUGUACCACCAAAUUUUGAAAAGCACUUGCAAUACUGUCUUGUCUAGAAAAUCAAUGUUGACAUAAUUUUCUUUUGAGACAUGUUGACCUGAUGUAAAAAGCCUGGUCUCCUUUUAUGUUGAUUUUUCCUUUAUACUAAAUUGCUUAUGACCAGUCUUGAUUUGAUGAGUACUAUCUGCCCUAUACAUUCAGGCAUAUUGACUACUGUGGUACAGACUCAAAAAUCUUUCUGAUUUGAAUAUUUUUGUACAUUUUUAUCACUUAUUAAACCUUGUCUUCUAGCGUGUA
This is a messenger RNA of Varanus komodoensis (Komodo dragon), 4598 nucleotides long. It is a transcript of the gene PRPF40A, whose product is annotated as pre-mRNA processing factor 40 homolog A. The transcript has 22 exons. Gene Ontology annotation, molecular function: protein binding; RNA binding. Gene Ontology annotation, biological process: mRNA cis splicing, via spliceosome. Bases 576 to 3404 code for a protein of 942 amino acids. The record is from RefSeq and is a predicted model, not a curated record. NCBI's taxonomy places the organism in Eukaryota, Metazoa, Chordata, Lepidosauria, Squamata, Varanidae. Gene Ontology annotation, cellular component: U1 snRNP; U2-type prespliceosome.